Messenger RNA from Olea europaea var. sylvestris, 1091 nucleotides. RefSeq names its product probable glutathione S-transferase parC. Gene Ontology annotation, cellular component: cytoplasm. Gene Ontology annotation, molecular function: glutathione transferase activity. Bases 260 to 910 code for a protein of 216 amino acids. The record is from RefSeq and is a predicted model, not a curated record. The transcript has 2 exons. Gene Ontology annotation, biological process: glutathione metabolic process. NCBI's taxonomy places the organism in Eukaryota, Viridiplantae, Streptophyta, Magnoliopsida, Lamiales, Oleaceae.
CUCAGGGCACAGGUGGCACGCCUAGAAACUUGUACCCCCAGUCCCACGCCCCCUCGAGAAAUGCCUGGAAAAUCUCAUGCCUUCGAGAAUAAUCAUUCGGAAAACGUAUCUAAUUGGCCUCCGUUUGGAUAAAAUUUACGAAUUUCUCCUCUAUAAAAGGCCAGCUACCAAGAUGUAGCCAUAACAGUAAAGCUCAGCUCUUUUUGGCACUUGGUGUUCAUUUGUGGGCAUAGUGAAUCUUGGCGUGGCGGUAACAAAAAUGGGUGAAGAAGUGACUCUUCUGGACCUUUGGAGUAGUCCCUUUGCGAUGAGAGUUAGAAUAGCCUUAAAAGAAAAAGGCAUAGAUUAUGAAUCUAGAGAAGAAGACUUGAGUAACAAGAGCCCACUUCUCUUCAAUAUGAACCCAGUUCAUAAACAAGUCCCUGUUUUGAUCCAUAAUGGGAAGCCAGUAUGUGAGUCUAUCAUAAUUGUCCAGUAUAUUGACGAUGUCUGGAAGGACAAGGCUCCUCUCCUGCCUUCUCAUCCUUAUGAACGAGCUCGUGCGAGGUUUUGGGCUGACUAUGUCGACAAAAAGAUAUAUGGCACUGGAAAGUUAGUGUGGGCGGCUACGGAUGAAGUUCAAGCAGCAGCAAAGGAAGAACUGAUAGAGUGCUUCAAACUGUUGGAAUCAGAGGUAGGAGAGAAGCCUUAUUUUGGGGGCAACACCUUUGGUCUUGUAGAUGUGGCCCUUAUACCAUUCUACAGCUGGUUUUAUGCAUUGGAAACUUGUGGUAACUUGAGCUUGAUUGAUGAAUGCCCUAAGCUUGUGGCAUGGGCUAAAAGGUGCAUGCAAAGGGAUAGUGUAUCCAAGUCAUUGCCUGAUCAGUACAAGAUAUACCAGCACCUUCUGGAGCUCAAAAAGAAAGCUUGAAGCUCAAAACGAAGGGUAGACUUUCCUUUAUAAUUGAUCCCUCGGGAUUGAUCCUCAUAACUUCAUUUUAUCUUCUUUGUUAUUUUCCUUUUCGGGCUUCUGUUGGUUUUGAUAGAACUGACUUCUGUGUGUGUACAUAUAUAUUCCUGAUUGGUAAAUAAAUGUAUUGAUCAAAUAAGUA